Molecule: messenger RNA, 1137 nt
Organism: Vanrija pseudolonga
Lineage: Eukaryota; Fungi; Basidiomycota; Tremellomycetes; Trichosporonales; Trichosporonaceae
Exons: 1
Coding region: 1-1137 (378 amino acids)
Source: RefSeq, a predicted model, not a curated record
AUGUCGGACAAUAACGACCCACCAGCACCACCGCCAGCAUCAGCGGCAACACCGGCCCCGCCACCACCAGAGACGGCCGCUCCAGCAUCCAGUACCGGCGCGGACGCGGGCUCGUCGACAUCCCCAGACGGCGCGUCCUCCGCCGCCGCCGACACCCCCACCCCCUCUCCAUCCUCCUCCUCCAUCGUGCCCACGGCAACCGCCUCGGCGUCCGCAGCAGGCGCCGCGACGCAGAUCUACACGACCGCACACGAAAAGGCCGCGCGGUACGGCAUGGCGCCGAAAGUCAAGCACCUGCCCGUCGCGCCUACGCCUGCGCGCGCGCCGUCGUCGCUCCCACUACUCCUCAAGCGGCUUGCAUACCUCGUCGGCAUUGUGCUGGGGGGCGGCGCGCUCGUCGCGGGCCUGUGGUCGACCUUCCUGCUGCCGCUGCUGCACGCGACGUACUCGGCGCGCACGGCGCUCUCUAUCCCCCAGAAGGAGCGCUGGCGGUCCCUCUUGGACAGCCUGGGCAAGAUCCGCGCGCUGGGCAUCUACCGCCGCCCACGGGAGAGUGGCGAGGACGACAAGGAGAAGGUGCCAGCGGGCAACGAGCUCGCGCUGGUGCGCACCCGCUCGUCGCAGAAGAGCGACGGAUCCAACAAGGACAAGGACGGCACCAAGCCGCCCCCGUCCGUGACCGCGGUCACUGUUACCUCCGAGGACGAGGACACGCGCACCCCGCCAUCGCUGCACGCCGACCCGAGUGCGCUGUCGGCGUCGCUGCGCGAUCUCGCUGCCAGCCUCGACGCGACGAACACGACGCGCACGAGCCUCAUCUCCACGCUGGAGAGCUACACGUCGGGUCUGCACCGCGAGCUGUUCGUCGCGCGCGGCCUGUCCAACUCGACGUGGGGUGGCGGCAGCGCGUACGGAGGUACCGGCCGCGUCGGCCUCGGCACGCUCAGCGCCAACCUCGCACAGGCGAGUAACCCCAACGGCGGGGCAGCUGGCGCUGCUAGCGGCACCGACAGUGUGCUCGGCCUGCCGGCGGCCAAGAGCCAGGAGUGGGACGCGGUCCGCCGCGAGGUCCGCGCGAUCAAGGGGCUGCUACUUAAUCGGAGGAACUUUGCGGUUCCGGCAGCGGGGGGGAGGUGA